AAUUAUAAUUAAGCUCUUCAAUAAGUUUCUUUAUUCUAAAGUCAAGUCAAUUUUAUAUACUUUUUGUUGUCCUCUGCUUUUCUCUUUGUCGUCUUUGCUUUGGAAAGCAAAAGCUUACUUGUACAAAACCGAUCAGCCUCUUCAAUAAUACGAUGAGCAUGUGAGAAGAAGUUGAGUGACGACCUUCUCAUCACAUCGGCAGAGAUGAUGAUGGACAACAGGGCUGAGGCUGAGUACACGAGGGCUAAAACGUCGGUUUGGUGGGACAUUGAGAACUGUGCAGUUCCCAAGGGUUGUGAUGCUCAUGGGAUCACUCAGAAGUUAAGCACAGCCCUGGCUAAUAUGAAUUACUGUGGUCCUCUCUCUAUCUCUUCCUAUGGCAACACAGAUCUCAUCCCUAAAGCUGUUCAACUAGCUCUCUCCUCCACUGGAAUCUCCCUUAACCACGUCCCCUCCGGAAGGAAAGAAGCGAGUGACAAGAAGAUUCUGGUGGAUAUAUUUUUGUGGGUGGUGGAGAAUCCUCCUCCGGCUAAUAUAAUGCUUAUCUCCGGUGACAUAGACUUCUCUGAUGCUCUUCACCGGCUGAGAAUGAGGAGAUACAACAUUCUUCUAGCACACCCUCAAAACAUUUCACCUUCCCUGGUUGCUUCUGCUAAGACCUCAUGGCUCUGGAGAAGCUUAUUAUUAGCAAGUGGGAGUUCGUUCACACAGUGUGGAUCCUCAGGGGUACUUGACAGUUCUGAAAUAUCUAGUGAAGAGGUUUCUAAAUCCACACAAGCAAUGGAUUCAGUGCCUGGUUCUAGUAAGGCUGCGGGAAGUAAACUCAAAGGAAUCUAUGUUCCGAAAGCACCAAAUGAGCUCUUGGUAAAGGAGACGAAAGGAAAGAAGCUUCAAAAGAAAUGUAGUGAACAUUUCUCUGGCAAAGUUCAAUGGGAGCCGAAGCAGAACUUGGAAGUGUUGGGUGAGCCUGAACACAUGGCUGCAGCACCAAGUUAUUGCCAUGAGAAGCACAUGGAGAUAACGAAAAAGGUGGCUGAAGCCGGAGUUGAAGCGAGUUCACAUUUCAACUCGUCCAGUGUGGUGAAGAAGCAAGCAGAGGCAAGUUUUUAUUAUUUGAAGAUGAGAUUUAUAAUAUUCAGUAACAAUUGAGUUUUAUGUCAUGUCACUAACACUAGAAUCCAAAUGUGAAAAAUCAAAACAUGGUUUUGAAUGACUUGACUUUGGGGGGGGGCAGGCUGAAACCAUUGAAGACCAAGAGCCUAUGAAGAAGUGCUUGGAGAAAAAGAACAAAGAA
Molecule: messenger RNA, 1294 nt
Organism: Brassica napus (rape)
Lineage: Eukaryota; Viridiplantae; Streptophyta; Magnoliopsida; Brassicales; Brassicaceae
Exons: 3
Coding region: 205-1149 (314 amino acids)
Biological process (GO): regulation of gene expression
Cellular component (GO): peroxisome
Molecular function (GO): RNA nuclease activity
Source: RefSeq, a predicted model, not a curated record